CUUAUCACUCACUCCUUGUACAUUGACAGUCUAUCAGUUUGCUCGUAAACAACUUGGAAACAUAUUACUACAAAUUUAAAAAUACAAAUUUAUUUAUCUGGUAUUACAUUGGUUUCAGCCGAACACAGUGAUGACGGACAGCAAGGAAACGGGAACAGAUGCCAAUCCAUUGGAGAAUGUCAAGUUGUCCAACGAUGAUAACAUCGCAUUGAAGGACUUGCUGCACCAAAGACUGUUGGAAUGCGGCUGGCGCAGCAACAUUGAGAAAAUGAUUCGUCAGACCAUCCAGGAGCGUGGAGUGGCCAAUUUGACUCACGACGAACUGGCAGCGGAGAUCGUGCCCCAUGCUAGAGCUUUGGUUCCAGAGUUCAUUCGCAAGGAGAUGAUAAUGCGCGUGCGCAACGCUUUGGAAACUUCGUUGCCCCCAGGACAGAAGUAAACCUGACCCCAAUCCGCAUCCACCAGUGGCACUUUAAUCGCCAGUCGCCAUGCCAUUAUUAAAUUUUAGAUCUUGUUCUUGUGGUUUAUUUAAGUAGAUAUAAUAUUUACAUACUUAGGCUAUAUGUAUAUGAAUUGCGCCAUUAAUCAUACAAUAUGCAUGUAAUAAAUAAACAACCUAACUUUAA
This is a messenger RNA of Drosophila ananassae, 626 nucleotides long. RefSeq names its product enhancer of yellow 2b transcription factor (gene e(y)2b). The record is from RefSeq and is a predicted model, not a curated record. The transcript is spliced from 3 exons. Gene Ontology annotation, molecular function: transcription coactivator activity; chromatin binding. Gene Ontology annotation, cellular component: nuclear pore; DUBm complex; SAGA complex. NCBI's taxonomy places the organism in Eukaryota, Metazoa, Arthropoda, Insecta, Diptera, Drosophilidae. Gene Ontology annotation, biological process: poly(A)+ mRNA export from nucleus; regulation of transcription by RNA polymerase II; positive regulation of DNA-templated transcription. Bases 131 to 439 code for a protein of 102 amino acids.